Molecule: messenger RNA, 2870 nt
Organism: Sebastes umbrosus (honeycomb rockfish)
Lineage: Eukaryota; Metazoa; Chordata; Actinopteri; Perciformes; Sebastidae
Product: alpha-2 adrenergic receptor-like
Exons: 1
Coding region: 576-1883 (435 amino acids)
Biological process (GO): adenylate cyclase-activating adrenergic receptor signaling pathway; regulation of vasoconstriction; regulation of smooth muscle contraction
Cellular component (GO): membrane
Molecular function (GO): alpha2-adrenergic receptor activity
Source: RefSeq, a predicted model, not a curated record
AAUAAUGCCAAAAAGAAAGAGUAGAGUUAAAAAAAACAAAAAACAAAACACACAUAACAAAAAAAAAUCUUAUCUUAUUUUGGCUCAUAAAAUCUGGUUUAGGGUUACAACACAAAAUAAUUUCAUAUAAAUAAAUGUGGAAAUUGAGAUUAUUAUGGGCUUAAAUACAGUCUUGUCCCUGGCCUUAUCACAUCCCCACAAUGUGAGAAGAAUAAUGCUGUGUGUCGUGGGCGGGGCAGCAGUGGGUGAGUUUGAUGAGAGAACAACACAUGGAUGGAGCAUCAUCAGGAGCUGAGAGAGCGCACCAUGCUGGAGGAGAGGAAGCAGAGCGGCGGCUGCUGGACGGCACUCAACUCCUGACGACCAGGAGACGCGUGACACGACUAUGAGAGGAUGAGAGAGGCGCAUGGGAGAUGAUUUUUCUUUUUUUAUUUAACUACCUUGAGAUAUGAUCAACUCGCUGCAAAGACUCCAUUAAGUGGGAAUCUUUCCCCAUUGCGCUUUUUUUGAUGCACUCCUCAGUCUUUAUUAUAGGGGGCUGAAUUCAUGCCAAGGUUCAGGAUAAUCCAUAAAGGAUGGAUUCGUUCAACGCCAGCGGGAUGGACGCGUUCACGGUCAUCCACCUGAACUCCUCCAGUGGAUAUUCUCUAGCAGCGAUAGCCAGCAUCGCAGCCCUUGUGAGUUUCCUCAUCCUCUUCACCGUGGUUGGGAAUAUCCUGGUGGUUAUCGCUGUCCUGACGAGCAGAGCGCUGAAAGCUCCGCAGAACCUUUUCCUGGUGUCUCUGGCCACCGCGGACAUCCUGGUGGCCACUUUGGUGAUGCCUUUCUCUCUGGCGAAUGAACUCAUGGGCUACUGGUAUUUUGGGAAAGUUUGGUGCGGUAUUUAUCUGGCUCUGGAUGUUCUCUUCUGCACCUCAUCUAUUGUGCACCUGUGCGCAAUAAGCCUGGACCGCUACUGGUCCGUUACGCAGGCGGUCGAGUACAACCUGAAGCGCACUCCAAAGCGCGUCAAGUGCAUCAUCUUGAUAGUGUGGCUCAUUUCUGCUUUCAUCUCAUCUCCACCGCUCAUAUCUAUAGAUGGCAAAAGUGAUGUGAGCCUUCAGCCUCAGUGCGAGCUCAAUGAUGACACUUGGUACAUCCUCUCCUCCAGCAUUGCCUCCUUUUUUGCACCGUGCGUAAUCAUGGUGCUGGUGUACAUCAGGAUAUACCAGGUGGCCAAAACCAGAACCAGAACCAUGUCGGAAAAAAAAAAUCAUCCCAGGCCAGAUGGUGUCACACAAACUGAGAAUGGAAUGAGCAAAGCCACCUCUCCUUUCCACGCUGGUGGUGAAAGGGAGAAUGGUCACUGUCAGUGUCCAGCCACGCCCUCACAACGCACAGUCACCAUGGCACAACAGACAGAGGAUGGAGACAUGGAGAGCUCCUCCUCAGAGGGCAAAGGUCACAACAAACCCCAGCAGCAGGAGGACGCCCAGAAAGCCAAGCGAGCCGCCAACCAAAAGAGAUACUCCAUCUCCAAACAGUCUGCUCGCAUCUCCAGAGUCAGCAACAAAUCCAUGGACCUCUUCGCCUCCAGGAGGAAACGUCGCCGGAGCUCCGUGGCCUUGAAAAAGGUGUCCCAAGCCAGGGAGAAGAGGUUUACGUUCGUCCUGGCCGUGGUCAUGGGGGUGUUUGUCGUGUGCUGGUUCCCCUUUUUCUUCAGCUACAGCCUGUACGGCGUGUGCAGGGACUCCUGUAAGAUCCCUGACCCGCUCUUUAAGUUCUUCUUCUGGAUUGGCUACUGUAACAGCUCCCUCAACCCAGCCAUCUACACCAUCUUCAACCGGGACUUCAGGCGCGCCUUCCAGAAGAUCCUUUGCAAAUCGUGGAAAAAGUCCUUUUAAGAUCUGUGGCAGAGCUGCUGCACCAACGUGACAAUCUCUUAAAGGAUAUAUCAAAGUGAUUUUAAAAAAAAUAAGAAGCUUGUUUUGUCUAUUACUGCCACUCCUUUACUCACUGUUACGUCUCAUUGUCCUGUUGUAAUUCAGUCACGGCAGUGCACACCAUCAACACCUACUGGGCGGUGUGUCCAUUACAGGCUUUCCCAGUCUGAUUAGUGAUAACCACCGUUCUUUUCUUCCUAUUGAAGUGUGCUGUAAUGCUUUAUAAUGUAUCAUCAUUGAUUAAGCUCUUUAUACAUCCAGAGAAGAUACACAUGGCCGAAUCUAUCUGCUUGGGGGCCCCGGGGCGAAAAUGAGCUCCUGGGCUCCCCCCCCCCCCCCCCCUUUAACCCCACUUAGUUCCUCCUGUGCAAUGUGUGCAAUUUUUCUAUCAUUUUUCUGAUAGAAUACUACUUGGCCACAGAUUUGUGGUAACAUAUUGAUUUAGAAAUAUGCAACACACAUAAGCACAAAACUGAAAUAAUGAAGGUAUUAAAACUUGAUUUUGACACAGGGAUCGUUUUCCAGACAAAAUCGUAACUGAAUAUUUGACAUUUGGGGAAAAAUGCUUAUGAGAAAUGAGAAGAUAACCCUAUUAUGUAUGUAUGUGCGGUAAAUAUGUAGCUGGAGCAAGCGGCUGGUAAGCCCAGCUUAGCAUAAAGACUGGAAACCAGUGGAAACAGCUAGUCUGACUCUCUCCAAAGGUAACAAAAUCUGCCUCAUGUCUAAAGCCAACCCGAUCUCAUGGGAAGGCGUAUAAAUAGCUCGACAUUACAAGCACAUUCUACGUGUCAAGAGCACGCAUUUUAGCCUUUUCGCUUGUCAUCUGCACGCCUCUUUCCGCACGUAAUUUUUACGCCAUGCAAAAAAACUACGGUAACGGCCGCAGUUAGGUUUAGGCAACAAAACCACUUAGUUAGCUUGAGGAAAAAACAUCAUGGUUGGGCUUAA